Athene cunicularia (burrowing owl) is the source of this 1206-nucleotide messenger RNA. RefSeq names its product cytochrome P450 2U1. The coding region runs from base 1 to 1206 and encodes 401 amino acids. Gene Ontology annotation, cellular component: intracellular membrane-bounded organelle; cytoplasm. Gene Ontology annotation, biological process: xenobiotic metabolic process. The transcript has 6 exons. Gene Ontology annotation, molecular function: iron ion binding; oxidoreductase activity, acting on paired donors, with incorporation or reduction of molecular oxygen, reduced flavin or flavoprotein as one donor, and incorporation of one atom of oxygen; heme binding. Lineage: Eukaryota; Metazoa; Chordata; Aves; Strigiformes; Strigidae. The record is from RefSeq and is a predicted model, not a curated record.
AUGGCUGUUGGCAGCCAGGGAACCCUAGAUGGAAGACACUUGCUGCAGAACUGCUGGGUAAGAGGUGUUAUUUUUGCACCUUACGGCCCUGUCUGGAAGCAACAGAGGAAAUUCUCUCUCUCAACACUGCGUCAUUUUGGAGUGGGAAGACACAGCUUGGAGCCCAAAAUCAUUGAGGAGCUGAAGUUUAUAAAGGAGGAAAUGCUGAAGCAUGGAAAGGAUUCAUUUAAUCCCUUUCCGAUCAUUCGCAACGCUGUAUCCAAUGUUAUCUGUUCCAUGGCCUUUGGCAGGCGUUUUAACUACGAAGAUGUUGAGUUCAAGACGAUGCUGAAGAACAUGGCGCGUGCACUAGAGCUAAGUGUGAACAGCUAUAUGAUCCUGGUCAAUAUCUGCCCUUGGCUGUAUUACCUUCCCUUUGGGCCUUUCUGGGAACUUAGGAAAACAGAAUUAGAUAUUACCGCUUUUCUAAAAAAAAUAAUCGCACAGCACAGGGAUACACUGGAUGCAGCAAAUCCCAGGGACUUCAUUGAUAUGUAUUUCAUCCAUGCAGAAGAAGAAAAGAACAACAAGGAGAGCAGUUUUAAUGAAGACUACUUAUUUUUUAUCAUUGGUGACCUCUUCAUCGCAGGCACAGACACUACUUCCAACACAUUACUUUGGUGCCUGCUCUACAUGUCUCUCUACCCAGAAGUACAAGAGAAGGUUCAUGCAGAAAUUGAAGCAGUUCUAGGACGUGACAAGGUUCCCUCUCUUACCCACAAGGCUCAAAUGCCCUUCACAGAGGCAACCAUUAUGGAAGUGCAGAGGAUGACUGCAGUUGUUCCACUUUCUAUUCCUCGAAUGGCCUCAGAAACUGCUGUGCUGCAGGGAUAUACUAUUCCUAAAGGCAGUGUGAUCGUGCCCAACUUGUGGUCAGUACACAGAGAUCCUAACAUUUGGGAGAAACCAGAUGAAUUUCAACCAUCAAGAUUUCUGGAUGAAAAUGGCCAACUAAUUAAGAAAGAGGCAUUCAUUCCUUUUGGAAUGGGUAAACGUGUGUGCAUGGGAGAGCAGUUGGCAAAAAUGGAGCUGUUCUUAAUUUUUGCAAGUCUAAUGCAAAGUUUUACCUUUUUGUAUCCUGAAAAUGCUGCAAAACCAUCUAUGGAGGGAAGGUUUGGUCUAACUUUAGCUCCAUGUCCAUUCAAUAUAAUAGCUUUGAAGAAAUGA